Molecule: messenger RNA, 1448 nt
Organism: Hypoxylon fragiforme
Lineage: Eukaryota; Fungi; Ascomycota; Sordariomycetes; Xylariales; Hypoxylaceae
Product: S-adenosyl-L-methionine-dependent methyltransferase
Exons: 1
Coding region: 113-1366 (417 amino acids)
Biological process (GO): wybutosine biosynthetic process; tRNA methylation
Cellular component (GO): cytoplasm
Molecular function (GO): tRNA methyltransferase activity; S-adenosylmethionine-dependent methyltransferase activity
Source: RefSeq, a predicted model, not a curated record
CCACAGCAUAUGCAGAUUUUAGCUUGCGCCCUCAACACCAAAUCCUCUCUCCAAUCUUCUCCUCUCCACAUCCCGUGCUUCAACCGCAAGAAAAGAAGAAAAAGAAUCAACCAUGGAGCCACCACCACCAACGCACAAACCGCGGCGCAAAAGGCCCGCACCGCAAAACCCAAUCGAAACCGCCAUAACCGCCUGGUAUCCACCCACCUCUCACGCAUCACAACCCGGCCCACGCCUCGAGGACCUCCUCGCCCAGGCGCCCAAGCGAUGGACGGUCUACGCGCCGAUGGUGCUGCUGCCCGCGGGAUCCUUCGGAGGCGAGGCGUGGCAAGCAGCUCUGCAUCUCGCCGAUACCGAUGCCGAUGCACUGUGGAUCCGGAUCUUGACCGAGAUCGUGAAAAAGACCGGCGGAGGGGGAGCGGGAGCGGGACUAACGCAUCUUGCUGCCAACGAAGGGAUACCGGCCUCCGUGGCGCGGGACGAGGCGGAGCGCGCGCAGGGUCGUGGUGAUGAUGACGGUGGUAUUGAUAGCACUACUACCCCGGGAGAGAAUAUUCUGCGCAGCCCGACCGGUCUGCGAGUGCUGUACGGGGACUUCGGGCCUGCGUCUGCGGAAGAAGCAGAAGAAAGAGGAGAAAAGGCGUUCGAGAGCGCGUUCUGGGUCUCAACGAGACAGAACGGAGUGUUCCAGACGUGGGCGCCGCGGUGGACGAUGUUUAGCCGGGGGAACAUCAAGGAGAAGACGCGGCUGCUUGAUUUUCACAAACAUGGAGACUUGUCGAAGAGUAGCUGGGCCGUCGACAUGUACGCGGGGAUCGGCUACUUCACCUUCUCGUACGCUAAGCUCGGCAUGCGGGUCUUGUGCUGGGAGCUCAACCCCUGGAGCGUCGAGGGCCUGCGCCGGGGCGCGCGCGGAAACGGGUGGACGGUGCGGGUUGUGCGGGGCGAGCGCGAGCUGGCGCUGCCGAUGGAGGAGCUGGUGGGCGGAGGUGAGCGCAUCGUAGUCUUUUUGGAGGACAAUAGACAUGCGGCGCGGAGGGUCGCGGAGCUGAAUGGGGUCCUCGAGAUCGUGCAUGUCAACUGUGGGUUACUGCCUACUAGUGACUUGUCUUGGAAGGACGCCUGGGAGAUAUCGAGGCGGAGUACAGGGGCAGAGGCAUGGCUUCACUUACAUGAGAAUGUAGGGGUGGCGGAUAUCGAAAAGCGGAAAGAGGAGAUCGACGAGUAUUUCGUAGAUCUCGCGCGCCAAGACGGUGGGGGUAGAACGACCCGAGUGGAACAUAUCGAGUUGGUUAAGACGUUCGCACCGGGAGUCUGGCACUGCGUAUUCGAUCUUUACAUUACAAAGUCUAAUACCAAAACAUGACAAGAUCUUAACAUCAACGCAUCUGAUUAUUCCAUGUUGUGUCGUAACUCGUGCCUAUAUUCUUGCCGCCAAGCCAGCCAGC